Limanda limanda (common dab) is the source of this 674-nucleotide messenger RNA. RefSeq lists its product as uncharacterized. The transcript has a single exon. NCBI's taxonomy places the organism in Eukaryota, Metazoa, Chordata, Actinopteri, Pleuronectiformes, Pleuronectidae. The record is from RefSeq and is a predicted model, not a curated record. The annotation marks the transcript as partial.
CGUGGCCACGGUAACGAGAUGCAGCACUUGUUUUAUUUCACGUUGCUGCUGUCACUCAUUCUGACCUCGUCUCUCAAAACCCUGGACUCAGACCAAGAGCUGCAGGACAGCGGUUUUGGCCAACCACCGCCUCGCAACGGCCUCAAGCUGCUGGUGUGGUACGUUCAGAGAUGCCUGGACAACAACAUGGUGGCUCUGUGUGAUCCCACAAAGGGAGUGUAUGGGUUCCAUAAGUUUGUGAACCGAGGACCCAGCCACCUGCUUCCAGUGAUUAAGCAUAAACAGCAGUAUGGGUACCACACAGUCGGGAACCUCAAUUCUCAUCAUGCUGAUGACCUGCCGUAUGAAGUCAGGAAGUACUACAACCGCAGUGACCCUAAAAGCAACAUGGACAGAGUUCUGGUCCGAUACAACACCAACAACAAGCACAUCGACCAGAUCUACGCCUCUGCACAUUACGACGCAACAGAGACGUACAUAAUUGGGCCCAAGCUGAUCUCUUCUCUUCGACACCCAUCGACCAGCACUAAAGUAGAAAUCUGGUAAUCCAAUAUGAGACCACUUUAAUAGCUCUGGGAUUCUUCACACAUUUCAAACAAUCUUGAAUGAUAUAUGUUGUAUUUGGCUGCUGAUGCUUCUUUGUAGACUUGAAAAAAUACUUUGAUGAGCUUAUU